This is a messenger RNA of Penicillium concentricum, 1266 nucleotides long. RefSeq lists its product as uncharacterized. The record is from RefSeq and is a predicted model, not a curated record. The transcript is spliced from 2 exons. Bases 1 to 1266 code for a protein of 421 amino acids. Gene Ontology annotation, molecular function: pyridoxal phosphate binding; transaminase activity. NCBI's taxonomy places the organism in Eukaryota, Fungi, Ascomycota, Eurotiomycetes, Eurotiales, Aspergillaceae.
AUGGAUGAGCUGGCUUUUAGAACGAGGCUGAACUCGCUGAUUGAGCAAUACACCGCCGCAAAUCCUAAGUCGAAAGCCGCUUUCAAUAAAGCACAGCAAUUUUUGCCUGCUGGAAGCACUCGCUCUGUGCUUUAUUCCGCUCCCUUCCCGCUUGUUAUCGAGUCUGCCGAAGGCUGUACAGUGACAUCUUUGGAUGGGCAAAAAUACAUUGAUUUCGUCUCGGAUUUCUCAGCUGGCCUCUAUGGACACUCGCACCCGGUGAUCCACAAAGCAGUCCAUGAUGCGCUAGCGAAAGGAUUCAAUUUAGGAGGAAUCAUUACGCAAGAGGCCCAGCUGGGCCAGAUUCUCUGCGAUCGAUUUCCCAGCAUUGAGCGAGUCCGGUUCUGCAACUCGGGCACCGAAGCCAAUAUGUAUGCAUUGGCUACAGCUCUGGAGUUCACAAAGCGCAAGAAGGUUCUGGUUUUCAAAGAAGGUUACCAUGGUGGCACGCUCAGCUUUUCCGCUGCCGGCAAUACUAGUCCUCUAAACCUUCCCCAUGAAUACGUGUUCGGCACAUAUAACGAUAUCGAAGCCACACGACCAUUGAUCGACAAGACCAUUGGCGCCAUCUUGAUAGAGCCAAUGCAAGCAGUGGGCGGCAUGAAGCCAUCUUCAAAAGAGUUUCUCCAAUCUCUGCGCGAUGCGGCGGAUGAAUAUGGUGUUGUCCUUAUUUUCGAUGAGGUGGUUACAUCACGCUUUCACUUCCACGGUUUGCAGGGAGCUUGGCAAGUCACCCCGGAUCUGACAACGCUCGGAAAAUACCUCGGUGGUGGCUUUUCUUUCGGUGCGUUCGGAGGACGUGCUCAAAUCAUGAGUCUCUUUGACCCCACCGUCACGGAUACCCAGACUCUCAGCCAUUCAGGUACAUUUAACAAUAACGUCUUCUCCAUGACCGCUGCUGUGGCAGCCUCUCAGCUUGUUACGGAAAAGUCGCUCAGUCGGAUCAAUGGAUUGGGAGACCGUCUGCGCCAGCAAGCCAACGAAAUUGCGCACAUAGCAGGCCACAAAAGCAUCGAGUUUACAGGAUAUGGUAGUGCAGUUGGUGUGCAUUUCCAUGGUCCUUCCGGCGUGGAUAUCCGCGAUGCAUUCUACUUUCACCUUAUCCAAGAGGGGAUCUUCAUAGGCCGGCGUGGCUUUGUUUCUCUGAACCUUCAACACACUGAUGCAGAGGUUGACAGAGUUUUGAAAGCUAUUCAGAAGUUUGCGAAAGAUUACAGCCAGAUCUAG